GCUACUUUAGCAGAAAUAUCAAGCCAAAGGAUUCAGUGUACUAAGGUAUUUUAUAUUAAUCAGUAAGAGCCAAGGGCCACCUCGCCAGGCCUGCAAGCAGCACAGUGCUUCUAUCAUGGUUGACAACAUUUUAAAAUCUCUCGGGUUAGUUUUGAUCGUCACAGCUCACAUGGUAGUCAACGGCUUCAGCCAAACAGACUAUGGGCUCAUGGGCAAAAACAUCACCCUUCAAUUCAAAUUUAACGUCACUGUCACAAAAAACAAUCAUCUUGCAUGUUAUAAAGAACCCCAAACAAAGGUUGCUGAGUAUUCAAAACAUAGAAGUAUUCCAGAAGAUGGUGACAUAAUCAUCUACCCUAAAAAUACUUCUGUGUUUUGCCACAUUACAAAUCUCAAACUAAAUCACAGUGGAACUUACUGGGCCAGUUUGUUGGACUCAGGACUCGCCCGAGAGAGUCUUCGGGUGCGGCUGAUUGUUCAAGAGAAGGAGCACAGAAACAACACAGUGUCUCCAAAGCUGAAUGACAUCACAACAAAUCAAGACCGUGGAAGUCCCAGUUUCUUUUCCUCUCACAUCGUCACUGUCCUUGUGGUUUCACCUGUGGUGCUGAUGGCUGCAGUACUUCCCUGGUUGAUCUGGUGUCUCUUGAGAACCAAAGACACUCAACAGCGACAACCAGAACCAAGCCCUAACCCCACAGUACAAGAAACAAUUGAGGCAACCAACACUGUCCCUGCACCCCCUCUGGUCUACAGCGUCCUGGACUUCCCCAAAAGACCUUCGGCAGUUUUGGAGAUUAAUCCGAGUGAUACAGAAUACGCUGCUGUCAGUUAUCUUCCCGAAAAUCAGCAAAGGUGACGCGCAGCUGAAUGUAAACAAGCUGUCUUUCUUGGUUUGGGUAAGGGUACGCAAGAUGACUUAUAUCUAAAACUAUAUGUCUAGUAAGUAUGAUAAAUGCUUUCUGUAACACAGUGAUGAAUACUGACAGCCUGUAGGCUUCUUGCAAUAAUUUCAAGCAAAAGAAUUUAGAGGGGAAGAGUCAUUGUUCUGCUUGGGUCGGAAGUACGUAGGUGUCACUUUGUUUCUGGGGUCGUGACAGUUGCUGCGACAAACCACAGGCCGGCACACAUAAUGACACACUUUUGUUUUUUCUUUGCUUUUAUUUGUUCAAGGGUCAUCUGGCCACUAAACCCUAAAAGGGAAAGUCUGGUGAGAUUUUUUUGCUGUCGUUAAAAAAUGCCAUACGAAGACCAAAGCUAACAAUGCGUUGAUCCUACUAAAAUGUAUGUCCUGUGUAGUCAGGCUCAAUUUAUGUUACUCCUCUGUGCCACAGACUCAAUUGGUAUCCAAAAACUACACAUAAAUGCACUGGGUGACAGGUACUGUUGUUAAGAUGAACAUGGGCACUGUAGUUUAUUUUGGGUGCCACAAACAUUGUCCUGCUGCUGCAAAUAAUCACUGGAGCACCAAAUGUGUAUUAAUACACCACUGAAAAUAGUCCCACAAAAAAACACACUGUAUAAUCCUGCUUGAGUA
Molecule: messenger RNA, 1537 nt
Organism: Epinephelus moara (kelp grouper)
Lineage: Eukaryota; Metazoa; Chordata; Actinopteri; Perciformes; Serranidae
Exons: 5
Coding region: 116-859 (247 amino acids)
Biological process (GO): positive regulation of T cell apoptotic process; negative regulation of immune response
Cellular component (GO): external side of plasma membrane; membrane
Source: RefSeq, a predicted model, not a curated record